This is a messenger RNA of Gavia stellata (red-throated loon), 1255 nucleotides long. It is a transcript of the gene HAUS2, whose product is annotated as HAUS augmin like complex subunit 2. The record is from RefSeq and is a predicted model, not a curated record. The coding region runs from base 1 to 846 and encodes 281 amino acids. Lineage: Eukaryota; Metazoa; Chordata; Aves; Gaviiformes; Gaviidae. Gene Ontology annotation, cellular component: HAUS complex; mitotic spindle microtubule; centrosome. Gene Ontology annotation, biological process: centrosome cycle; spindle assembly; microtubule nucleation. The transcript has 6 exons.
AUGGCGGCCGCCCGGCAGCCAUGGGCGCCGCCGUCCGCCCGGGCUUCCAGGACACCCAGCGUUACGGAGCGUCGCCGCCCCGCUUCCGCAGCGACGGCGGCCGCCAAACCCGGGCCCCGCGGGGCGGCCGGGCCGGCGUGCAGGGCGCUGGAGCUGAGCCGGCAGCUACGCGCGAAGGGCGGCGAGGAGCGGAGCGGCGCUGCGGCCGCCCGCGGCCAUUGGGAGGCGGGGCAGCCCACGGCGGCGGCCACCCUGCUGGCGCGGUGCCUGGCGGCGGGCGUCGUCAGCCAGGAGACAUUGGAUUUAACCUGUAGAAAAGCCCCGUGCUUUGUGAAAUUCUCAGAGAUGGAAAAAAUGGCAAACAUUCAAGCUGAAAUCAAUGAGAAGAAACUGAAAACUGAAAUUCUGCAGUUGGAGAAGGAGACAGCAGACAUCGCUCACCCUUUUUACUUAGGCAAAAAAUGCGAGAUUUUGCAAGAUAUGAACAGACACUUGGAAGCCGUACUGAAAGAGAAGAGGGCUCUUAGAAAGAGGUUGAUAAAGCCCAGGUGUCAAGAGAGCCUGCCUAUUGAGGCUACUUUCCACAAGUAUGUAGUAGGGUUGUUGACUGAGGCUGUGACUUUCAUUGAGAAGCUUGAAAGCCAUUUGCAGACCGUAAGAAGCAUCCCUCAGAUACCGAACAUCAUGAAGAAUAUGGACACUGCUUUGACAAAAACAGAGGUGCUCGCGAUGGAGUUGGAGGAGCUGGCAGACCAAAUAUUGAAAUGGAGGGAACUGCAAAAAGAAGUGUAUUCUGACAGCAUCUGUAAUACUGCUGAAUUGGACUUUGGCUUAUUUUUAACCUAACAAAUCAUUUUCCUCAAAUAGGAUGGCUGUUCGAAGAACUACCUUUUUACGGGUUUGAGUGAAAAGUACAACAUAGUUGUGCUUUAAUCCAGCAGGGGCCUUGUAGGUAGUUACAUUUCUGUUCUUAUGUAAUAGUUCUCCAACUAUUAAAAAAAAACCCCAAACAACAAGGACAAUGAGCAGUAGCUCAUAGGAAGACAGACUACUGAGAAGACUGUUAAGGAGUUCCUUUUUGAAAUAGUUGGACAGGGAUUCCCUUGGAGCCUGUAUCAUCAAUGCAAAUUUAUUUUGAUAUUUCUUAUGCACUUGCUAUAGUGUCUCUAAUAAUUAUUAUAAACAUCUUGAUAAUACACUGUAUUUUGUGUGUCACUAUAAAACUUCAAUAAAAGCACUAGAUUUCAAGAGCACA